AUGAUUGUGCUGGCAAUUUUCUUUCUUCUAGGGAAAUCAAAUGGGCUGAAUCAAUUGGCAACUACUACACCAGCGAUUCGCGAGGGAGACAAGGUAUUAGAUGAUCUGAUCAAUCCGAAAGGAUAUCCUUUUACUACGCGGGUUUAUUUCCCUAAUGGAAAAUCUAGCACUUGGUUUCGAUCAUGGAGGUAUAUCCAUCAUGGUUUGCAAGGCGCCGAAGUGGCUGAAUGUAGCGAGAAUGGCCUUCCAAUGAAGGUAAAACACAUCUAUUACUGGCCUGGCGAUCAUAUUUCUUUCCCGUGCAAAGUUUGUCAACGAGGUCUCGAUUCAAAUGGAAAGAUCAAGACGUGGGGUUGGGCCGCAAAAGUAUACGACUUUUUCGAUCAUUACCAGAAGAAUAAGAAGUUGCAACACGCGGAUGUUGGGGUGCAAUUUUUACCACUAAAGUCCGAGAUCAAUAUAAGAUCGAUGGAAUUCGAUGGAUCAGGGGAUUCUGAUCCGUCUUACGGAAAUCAAAUUCAGGCCAAAGAGCACGGCUCUUUCCCCCACAUCCGACGACAAAGGUUUGAACGUAUUGGCAAUACGUUACACAUUCAUAAAGCUGAAGCAAGGGCGGCUGGUGUGUAUUUUUGCUACGAUGACACCGCGAUCAAUUUGGUCCGCUAUUUCUAUAUUCUCCACGCAAUGACGCCGGUCAAUGAAGUGAAAAGAAUUCUU
Molecule: messenger RNA, 717 nt
Organism: Mesorhabditis belari
Lineage: Eukaryota; Metazoa; Nematoda; Chromadorea; Rhabditida; Rhabditidae
Source: the annotation of a GenBank genome assembly